Selaginella moellendorffii is the source of this 1446-nucleotide messenger RNA. RefSeq names its product abscisic acid 8'-hydroxylase 3. Bases 1 to 1446 code for a protein of 481 amino acids. The record is from RefSeq and is a predicted model, not a curated record. The transcript is spliced from 8 exons. Lineage: Eukaryota; Viridiplantae; Streptophyta; Lycopodiopsida; Selaginellales; Selaginellaceae. Gene Ontology annotation, biological process: sterol metabolic process. Gene Ontology annotation, molecular function: oxidoreductase activity, acting on paired donors, with incorporation or reduction of molecular oxygen; iron ion binding; heme binding.
AUGACAAAUGAAUAUUGUCGGCAUUUGCUACCUCGAGAAAUCGCCAAAACGGAAAAAGUUAUGAAGUCCUCGUUUUGUCCGAAACAUUGCGAGUGCACGCUUGGAAACGAUAAAACUAAGACGAAGUUAUCAGGUUCUAAGGAGGAAAGUUAUGGCGCUGUGGAGUCUCUACUUGCUGCUUGUGAUCCCUGCAGUGGCUGCAUUCCUUAUAUCGUCAAAAAGAAAGAGUGGCUCCGUGCAAACACCACCAGAUUUGGGGACAUUUUUUCGGCUCACUUGUUCGGACGUCAAAGUAUUGUUAUCAGUACUCCCGAAGCUGUAAAGUUUUUCCUCACAAAUCCUGGAGCAAGGAAUUGUUGCUCCCCUUCAAACUCGGGCUUCUUGAUUGUCGGAAAAGAAAGUGUGGGACAUGUGGAAGGAGCAACACAUGCAAGAUAUCACCGAGCAAUACUGAGCUCCAUGAGUGGUGAUCCUCUCAAUAAUCAUGUCCAAAGGUUUGACAAGAUUGCUAUGGACUUAUUGACUUCUUGGCAACGGAAGGGAUGUGUUACCGUUUUGGAAGAAACACUACAGUUAACUUUCGACGUUGUCACCGCGUUUAUUUGUGAUGACCCGCGGAUUUUUCAAACCAAAACGGGAGAUUUCAUGCACGAUGUAACUGUGGCUUCUAGAGGCUUGUUUAAGCUUCCCAUAAAUCUCCCGUUUACUGAUUACCAUCGAGCGCUUCAGGCUCGGAAACGUCUUCACUAUCACCUUGAUCGAUUGAUAAACGAGAGGAGGAUUUCCAAGAUCACGCAUGACGACCUCUUGCAUAAGCUCAUGAAUGACAAGGACCUCAACUCAACAAACCAGCAGAUCGAGGACAAUAUUGUUGGUUUGCUCUUUGCAGGGCAGCACACUACUCCUCUCACGCUCGUGUGGAUGAUGAAACGCUUGCAAGAAAAUCCCGAAAUCUUGAAGGAAGUUGUGGAAGAACACCAGAAAAUUCUUCGAGAAAGAGAGCAACCUCACUUGACAUGGGAGGAUACAAGAAGAAUGCCAGUGACUAUGCGUGUUCUUCAGGAGACUCUAAGAUUGGCAAGUGGAGGAAUGCUGGUCAGAGAGAUGAAACACGCUGUCGAGUACAAUGGCUAUGUGUUUCCAAAGGGAUGGACGCUUCACAUUUUCCACACUGCCAUCCACCUGAACGAAGAUUAUUUCGCUGAUCCUUAUAAAUUUGACCCCUCCAGAUUCCUCGUUCCACAAAAACCGGGAACUCUCAUUGGAUUUGGAUGCGGUUUGCGAACUUGUCCUGGUGCCGAGCUUGCUAAACUGGAAAUCCUCGUUUUCUUUCACAGGCUAGUAACACAGUACAGCUGGAAGCCGAAAGCUCCAAACGGGGCAAUAAGAAACUGGCCACUGCGAAUCCCAGAAGACGGAUACGUUGUGGAAAUCAACCGCAAAUGA